CCACGGCAUGUGCCUUUCUGCGUCGGCCAUUUUGUAGUUACCUCGAGAAAUCGUGUGUCGAGUCGGUUCUUCUACUCGGGUACGUGUACAUGAAUGGGGACAUUGGGAAGCUCCCACCAGGGGCGGUUUACCCAGCCACCCCUGAACCCCUGGGCUCCAUCGGGGGUGCAGUCGCCAGCAGCGUCUCUGGUCUAGACUACGCCGUCAUGAACGGAGGACCGAGCGGAAGCGAAUUAAUGCUUGAAGCCGGGGUAGGCACCCUGGAACCUUCGGCUCAGCAUGUCAUGGGCAUGGGAGGAGCCAUCGGUUACGGUCCAGUGGACAUGGCCCCUCUGGGCGAAGUGCCACCUCCGUCUGCUCCGAUGGCCGACCUUUCCGUGCCUGGCAUACCUCUCGAACAACUCAAACAGAUGCUCUCUUCCCAACUCGAAUACUAUUUCUCCAGAGAGAACUUAGCCAAUGAUACAUAUUUAUUAUCUCAAAUGGAUAAUGAUCAAUAUGUACCUAUAUGGACGGUAGCGAAUUUCAAUCAAGUGAAAAAGCUAACGAAGGAUAUAAAACUGAUAACGGAGGUGCUGAGAGAGUCUCCGAACGUUCAAGUCGACGAGGAGGGCCAGAAAGUCAGACCUAACCAUAAACGAUGUAUAGUAAUCCUACGAGAGAUACCGGACUGUACUCCGCUGGAAGAUGUUAAGAAUUUAUUCUCAGGGGAAGGAUGUCCGAGGCUUAUUUCCUGCGAGUUCGCCCACAACAGCUCUUGGUACGUGACAUUUGAAUCGGAUGAGGAUGCUCAAAAGGCCUACAGGUUUCUACGAGAAGAAGUUCGAGAAUUUCAGGGAAAGCCGAUAAUGGCGCGCAUCAAAGCUAAACCAAUGAACAGGCUACCGAUUCCAGCGGUGGCCGGCGUCGGUGGGAUAAAAAAUGGCUACAGGACUCCUACGGCGCCCCCGGUUUAUGACCCGAGUACCUAUCCGCCUGGCCAGCAACGCUUCCUAUACACAAACGGCACGACGAUGCCGCAAACUACGAUACCGCCAUAUGCGAACCAGGUCCACGUCUACCAUCAGCCGUUCUAUCCGACCGGGAUGAUGCCCUGGGGACCUGCGAGUCCGGCAUACUUCGACAUGUCCGGAGUAUUUACCAUGAACGGGAUCACGCCCCAUAAUACGUUCAAGCCACACAACACGAGAUACAACCAGAGAACCAGGAACAAGCAGCGGAACGGUUCGGAGCGCGGCGGCUCGAUGGACGGAGGCGGCAUGUCGGCGAUGUCGCGCAGCGGCCACGUGGCCCCUAGUGGGGGUCCGCUGCCCCCGGGGACGGGGGUGGGGUCGGCGCCAGGUCUGCCGACGCCGAAGCCGGCGACGGCGGCGGCGGCCUACGGCGGGGGAGCGGGGCCGAAGUUCCACUCAGCGCACCUGGUCGCCUCGGGCGGCGAGCCGACGUACGUCGGGGGCGGCGGGGCCGGAGGCGGCAAGCCGGGCCCCCAGGAGGCCGAGGGCCCGGGCGUGGACUCGCCGGUGCAGUUCCCCCGGCACCGCGUCCACCGCCGGCCCAAGGACCAGCAGCAGGAGGCGGCCGCGAAGGCCGGGGCCCAGGGCGGCGCGCCGCCCCCGGGCCGCGAGGCCGCCCCCGGCCCCGGGGCCGGGCCCCCCCCCUACGGCCGCGGGGUCCAGUUCGACCUGGAGGCGGCGGCCUUCCCGCCGCUCCCGGGCCUCGACGCCGAGCCCGCCCGGGCCCCCGGCGCCGCCCCCGAGGGCGCCGCUACCGAUGUCGGCCCUCCCGCCCAGAAUCGCCUCUCGGACGUCGUCAAGGGUACCGCCAAGCUCAAGGGCUCCAAGGAGAAGGACCCUUCCGUCGCUGCUGCCGCUGCCCCUGCUCUCGCCGCCGCCGCCGCCGCCGCUGGCGCCACCGUCGCGACUGCCGCUCAGUUCCACCAUCCGCCACCGACCCAGCAGCAGCAGCACCAGCCUGCCGCAUGCAGCAGGUCCGGCAGUCCCGCGCCGGCCGGGCUCGGAGUCGGACCUGCGACCUCGGCCGGCGCCGAGGCGGCCGACAACGCGCUCGGGUCGUCCGUCGCUCUCACUCCCCCGUCAUCUCCCGAUAAGUUUAGUCGUUUACCAGUGAAAUGCACCGCUGACAGAUCUCUAAAGACUGACGACUCGAGCUUGGUGAACGGCGUGGACGAGGGCACGAGUACAAACGCGCACAUCGCCGAGGAGACCGAGCCAGUGACCAGGUGCGACUGCCCCACCGAUGUCCCUACUGCCCCUCAGGGUAAUACCCAGGCACAAGCUGGGGCGGCCUCCGCCUCCCCUCUAGAUCUUACCAGGCCAAGCUAUGCCCAAGUAGCGCAGCACAGUCGGGAGUUACCUUGUACAAAACACAAAACGGAGGAGAGGGAUGGAAAUAUAUAAGCCGACACAUACUACUGCGAUCGACUCUCGGUAAUUAGAGGUUACCCUUCAAUUGGAUCGAGUGGAGAGAACGAUCACUGCUGCUUUUAUCCUACGAAAAGAGGGAAGGAAAGAAAAGAGUUUGCGGUGUCGUAGCGGGGGCACGGAGGGAACGUUUUUACAUUGUACAGUGACUUCGCCUACGACUAAACGCGGUAUAUAUAUACAUUCUAUAUGUACACUGGACUCCAUCGAUGGCUUGCUCCUGGUCCA
Molecule: messenger RNA, 2669 nt
Organism: Orussus abietinus
Lineage: Eukaryota; Metazoa; Arthropoda; Insecta; Hymenoptera; Orussidae
Gene: Larp4B
Product: la-related protein 4
Exons: 10
Coding region: 90-2417 (775 amino acids)
Biological process (GO): positive regulation of translation
Cellular component (GO): cytoplasmic stress granule; cytosol
Molecular function (GO): mRNA 3'-UTR binding
Source: RefSeq, a predicted model, not a curated record